Messenger RNA from Williopsis jadinii, 3732 nucleotides. It is a transcript of the gene TOF1, whose product is annotated as Tof1p. Gene Ontology annotation, cellular component: replication fork protection complex. NCBI's taxonomy places the organism in Eukaryota, Fungi, Ascomycota, Saccharomycetes, Phaffomycetales, Wickerhamomycetaceae. Gene Ontology annotation, biological process: replication fork arrest; DNA replication checkpoint signaling; DNA repair. The record is from RefSeq and is a predicted model, not a curated record. The transcript has a single exon. Bases 1 to 3732 code for a protein of 1243 amino acids. Gene Ontology annotation, molecular function: DNA binding.
AUGGAGGACCCAGGUGACGAAACCUUAGAGGAUUUCAUUGAAGGAGAUGUGAUUGAUGACCAAGAGGUACGCGAUGGGUACGGUCAAACCUCGCUGAACCAACCACCACCUCCAAAGCCUUAUAUCAAAUCGUACAUUGCCAUUCUUGUGACAUCUCUUGGUGGUUUGGACUACUCUUCAGAUAAGCAGAAUGCUCCUUACAAACUGGGGAUAGAGGCUUACCUGUGUCUUCAGGAUAUUGAGAAAUGGAUCGUCUCGCACGAUCAAAGGGAAAACUCAUGGGAAGUUGCAGUUGCGUGUGCAGAGACCGGGCUAGUUAACGACUUGGUGACCAUCCUGUGUAUGUGGAAUGACUCUUUGAAUAAGAAAUCAACGAUAUCCGGUUACAGUAAGAAACAUGACGAACGAAUUGCCAGAAAGUGUCUCAAGCUUCUUGUCUUGUUGACUCUACCAUUGGAGCUCUCAGAGGGGAUCUUUAAACAGCAGCUGGAACAUUACUCCGAGCUGAAGAAGUACCAGCUGUACUAUAAGAAGCAGAUCUUAACCUAUAGAAACGGUUUCGUCUUACAAGCAGUCAUAAAGAUUCUUUUGCCUGUUAUUGCGAAGGAUAAGAGGGAAAGAGAGAAGAUAGAUUACUUUAUCAUCAAGCAGUGUAUCGUGUUCUUUAGAAAUCUACUACAGAUUGAACCAGCAGGUAUAUCCAAGGCUAAGGGCAAGAAAUUAAAACAGGCAGAAUUAACCGAGAAUUUGCCGAAAGGUGUUGACAUGGAUGACGUUAGUAUUGGUGCGUGUUUGGGAGCUUUUCACGAUAACCUUGUCUUCACUUUCUUCCUCACUUUCUACUCAUCUAUCGGUGUUGAUAAAGAUUUUGACCCCCAGAUGGUUGCAAAUAUCUCCCAGGAUAUCUUGUACAACAUGGUUAGACAUUUAAGUCCAGGUUAUAUCAUGUAUUCUAAAGACGUUGAGAAAUACUCUAUGGAACAAGCCGAAUCAUCACUAGCACUGGGUGAUUUGUUGUCAAAGGAGAAAGAUAUGGUGAACCAGUUAAAAAAACACACAUCUAGUCGUCAUGGAAGAUUUGGUACGUUGCUAUCAUUACAGACUCCAGACUUGGGGAGACUGACUGUUUCUAACUCAGGCAAUCUGUUGAGCAGAAAUGAUCCAAUUGCAACCUUCGAUCAACACAAGAAAUGGAUAAAGACAGCAAGGUUUAAAUAUACCGAUGAUGAUGAAGGUGUCAUUCAAAGACAUGUGGCAAUUGGUUCGACAAACAGAAAAGCAUUUAACAGUUUUGUUACUGAUUUUAUCGAUGGUGCCUUCAACCCGUUCAUAAAAGCAUGUACAAGGGUGCUUUCAUCUUCUGAUAACAAAGGUUCUGAUACACAGUCGAAAAUUCAAUAUGUUAUGAUCAUUGCGUGGUUUUUGGAAGCCCAAAGAGAGAGAUAUGGCUCCAAUUUGAGUGAAGUUGACUAUACUCUUGUCGGAUCAGCGUUAACGGACGAGACCUUUAUUCUGUUGGGCAGUUACUUCAACGAAGCCGUUGAUGAGAAGAAGUGGGAGCUGGCUCAUGCGUGUAUGAUUCUGCUAACAGAGAUGCUUCAGGUUGCUAAUACACUUUCCGUAUCAUCUCUUGAUGAGAACAGAUACAUCUCGACAAACCUGAGGAAGAGGAUCUUUAAGGAUCACCAUAUCAGUCCUAUACCACCCUGUGUUAAAAAUGCACACAAGAGAUCUCCAGAGUUUGUUGAUACGUGUGUUGCUUUGGUAGAUGCAAUGACCAAAGAAAUGGAUAUCUUUGCAAAGACAAACAUGAAGGAGUUCAUCAAGGAACAGAAGUCGAGAUCGUAUGUCAAAGUUUACACAAAUGAGCAAAUAACCAUCGAUGACCUUGAUAUCAAUGACGAGCAGGCACUCGAGAGUGCAGCCGAUGUACUCUCUAAAGGAAGACGUGAUUUACGUGAUAAGUUCAUUGCAUCUCUUGCACACGAGGGAACUAUUCACUCAUACAUCAGUUUCAUAAAGAGGUUCAACGAUGUUCCGGAAAAGUCGUUGAAGAAAGCUAUCAAGUUUUUGCAUAGAAUCUUUUUCUCAUUGAAACGUUAUAAUCUUUUGUUCCGUCUCGAUUUCAUGUUGGUAUUGCACAACAUGCUGAGUCCAGAGGGUUUACUUCACACGUCAAAUAUCAGAAAACACGUCGAACAGUUCAUGAAUCACUUUAUGAAGAAACUGAGACAAUCAUUGGACGAUGAACCAUGUCUGUACGUUGAGAUGCUAUUCCCAGGUGGUGUAUCAACAUCACCAUUUGAUGAAUUAGAAAUAAGAAAUAUCAGGAGAGAAACUUUAGUUCAUUCCAUUGUUGAAAUUAAAAAUGGUGAUAGUAUGGAUUUGGAGAAGAAGGUUGCCAUUAUGGUGGCGUAUCUCAUUGAUGAUGGAUUUAAAGAGGUGGUCGAUUGGCUGUCACAGGAAUUGGAGAAAGUUGUUACAGUUAGACUUCAAGAAAACUCCAUGGAUGUACCUCCAGAUCAAGAUAUCUCUGAUUUGCCUGAUGAUAAAGAACGUAAGCCAGUUAUCAUAACUAGCAUGUAUCCAAGUAUGAAGAAGAAGCUUGUGACAGAACCGAGAGUGAGAUAUCUGUUGAAACUUGCUGGUGCAUCAUUACCUGCAACAACCUCCCAGAAAUGUACCUUUUCAGGCUCUGAGGACGUUGACCAGCUUAUAAUGGUCAACACGUAUAUCAAAAUUUAUUUGAUAUCGCCAGUCAGCUUGGAAGAAGGCAAGACAGCCAGAGACUAUGUGAUAAAAAGGAACCUCAAAGAUCAGUACAAAGAGAGCAAUGAAAAUCGAGGCUACGACUCUGAUGCAUUUCAAGAUAUCGGUUAUUCUUCGGACGACGAUGAUGUUGCUUUCGGGUUUCACAGUGAUGAUGAAGGAAGAACCAAAGUGGGGUAUAUGGAUGAUGAACUGGACCAAAUAGAGGAUGCAAUUGAAGCGAAUGAGCAUGGAUCUACUGGUAGAGGAAUUGCAAAGAAGAAGUCCAAACACAGGUCUAAGAAGUCCAAAUCACGGAGACGUAGAAGUGCUACAGGGGAUUUGCCAAUGCAUGAACUCAGUGAUGAUGAAGCUGAAAGAAAAUCCAGACAUAAACAUUCGACUAAUGCUGAUUACAAGUCUAUGAAGUACAUUGUGGAUUCUGACGAGGAAGAUGAAGAAGCAAAUGCAGCAUUCUAUGCACGUGAAAGAAGACUACGUGAUCUCUUGGAAAGUUAUGAUGGAAAUUUAACUGCUGAACAGAUGAGAGCGCUGUUCCACUCUGCUGCUACUAACUCAGGUAACAACGAUAACGAAGACAAUGACGGAAUCAUUGAUAUCAUUCCACCACCAAAGAGACAAGGAGAUGAGAUCAUUUCACCUGCUGUGAAGAGAACAAAAACAGCUAUUUCAGAUGACGAAGAGUCUGAGGAGGAACUGUCCGCUUUUAAGGAAUCUAAUGUUCAUAGUGUACCUGUCAGUGACAGUGAACAGUCAUCCGAGGAAGAGUCCCAUAAUGAACAAAGCGAAAAUGAAUCUUCAGACAAUAGUGAUAACGAACAGACCAAAGUCACAAGUGAAGAAGUCGAUGAUGACCUCGGAAAACACACAGAGUUAGCAGUUAUGGAUGAAGACGACGAAGACAAUGUACCUAUUAGGGUCAAGAAGCGUGCAGUCAUUGAAGAUGACGAAGACGACGAGUGA